AUGAUGAACGAUUAUGAGGAAAGAAAUGCACGACCAAGAUUGUUGGAAGUUAGUGAUGGUGUGAAGGGAGAGGUGAUUGUCUUAAGUGACGACGAUGACGAUGCUAAAAUUGUUUCUGCUAAAAAGAAGGUUAUUUUGAGC
Messenger RNA from Ambispora leptoticha, 141 nucleotides. Lineage: Eukaryota; Fungi; Glomeromycota; Glomeromycetes; Archaeosporales; Ambisporaceae. The record is from the annotation of a GenBank genome assembly.